Messenger RNA from Xiphophorus hellerii (green swordtail), 10689 nucleotides. RefSeq names its product histamine H3 receptor. Gene Ontology annotation, molecular function: histamine receptor activity; G protein-coupled acetylcholine receptor activity; G protein-coupled serotonin receptor activity. The record is from RefSeq and is a predicted model, not a curated record. The coding region runs from base 2270 to 3535 and encodes 421 amino acids. The transcript has 3 exons. Gene Ontology annotation, cellular component: plasma membrane; synapse; dendrite. NCBI's taxonomy places the organism in Eukaryota, Metazoa, Chordata, Actinopteri, Cyprinodontiformes, Poeciliidae. Gene Ontology annotation, biological process: G protein-coupled receptor signaling pathway, coupled to cyclic nucleotide second messenger; adenylate cyclase-inhibiting G protein-coupled acetylcholine receptor signaling pathway; chemical synaptic transmission.
UAUUUGAUAACAUGUAGCAUUUUUCUAACAUCUGAAGGUAACAUAGUUACUUGAUUGUGCCUGGAAAACACGAUACUGCCCCUUUGAAAAGAAAGCUGUCAGAUUAACAGUCCAUCGUGAUUUCAUCAAAGCGUUGACUCAACAAUCUCCAUCCGUCAGGAUUUGGCCCAGAAGCUGAUAUCAACAUGAUGAACCAAGGCUAACUACAAAAGUCCAAAAUGUGGAUAUUAAUGCUUCACACGAACUCGAUGUCAUUCUGUAAAUAGGGGAUUUUUAAAAAUGAUUAUUAUUUCUAAAAUAUAUAUUACUGAGCUCCAGUAACCACAGAAGAAAGAUAAAUAAAUAAAUCUAACACAGUUUACGAAAAACAAACUUUCUGUCAACGUUUGACCAUUUGGAGUGUUUUCCUCUGGAGGAUCUUCUCGCUCCCUUUCAUUUCACUUUGUCAUGUGCUGUGACAGUUGCCACCUGCCUGUCGAGCACUUUGCGUCAGACACAGCCACUUUGUCAUCGCUGAGCCACAAUGCUUCUGCUGUCUGACAUUCUGAGGGGAGGUGGUUGGUUUUUUUUCUUCUCUUUUUGUCGUCUCUGCCUCCUUGUGAGUAAUUGGUAAAUUUGUGAUUUUCUUCAUUCACAGAUUGCUUUCUGCACGAUGUAACACAGAGUUCAGAUAACGUGGGAUGCCUGGAUCCACCUGUGGCGUUUGAGAGCACAUAAAACAUUCCUCUGGUUGCGUGUGGAAGGCCUUUUAAUAAUUAUUUUUCUUCGAAUGCCUUUAGCUAAAUAAAUGUUUCGCGCCUUUUUAGAGAGAAUCCAAUCCAAAGUUCACGGUUUGCUGCAGCUCCAUAAAGUUUGCGAACCUCCGGUGGGUGUUUCGUUUCAUCACAUAGAUUACAUAUCCAGGUUUUGUAUUUUGUGAUCCACGUCUACAGAUGUCCUGCUGACACUUCCUGUUUCGCGUCAGUGUCCGUGACCCUUGAGCUGGUUGUAUGCGACAAUAGAAACAAAGCUGAGCACAACCGUGACGAUGUCGCGUUUGUUUAGUGAAACGUUUUAAUCAGAAUCUGAAAAGUGCGGCGUGCUUUUGACGCCAGUGCUGUGCAGAACCGCACACGGCGGCGAGUCUUUUCAGGUACGUCUCGAGUUAGCAGGAACCAGUCGGGGCUGAUUAAAAGAACCAGAAGACACUGACGUUCGAAGACUUUCCAUAGAUUCUGAGAUUAAGACCUGGACUUUAGCUAGGCCAUUCUGACACAUGCAUGUGCCUUGAUCUGAUCCAUUCGACUGCAUCUCUGGCUUUAUGCUUCAUGUUGUUUUACCUCUGGGAGAAUAAACCUUCACCCCGAGCUGAACUCCCUUUAAUUUCUAAAAAGAGUGAUAUAAAUUUGAGCUACUAAAUAGUUUUGUUAAGGAUUUUUCAGUUCAGUAACUAAAUACAGAGAUAUUAAAGGCUGACUUAUCUACAGUGAGUUAAGAUUUUAAUAAAGGAUUCUGCAGUUAAAAAGUUUAAAAUUGGUUAUCUUUAAAAACCAUACAGUUUAUUUGUAUAUGAAUUACCAAUUGUAUCAAAAUGCUUGAAUGUUUAUUUGAUGUGGUUCAGGGAAACCUGAAAGAACAAGUGUACUUUAAUUGCUUGGAGAGCUGUUCAUUAAGGUAAGGUGAAAAACACCGGAAAUUGCUUUGUCUUCAAAAUAAAAGCGCAACAUUUCUCACACCAUUUCUAUCCAAAUGAAAGUAUCUCGGUCUUUUUUUUUUUUUAAUAAAUAAAAUAAAACAAUAGUCCUGUGUGAGGGAAAUUAAAAAGCUUUCCACUUGAAUAUGGUAUCUUUGGACGUCUGUUUAACACUGGUAGUACAGUGGGAGCUUUAUUCAGACGCUAUGAGCGGAUACUGGUUUCACUAGACGAUGGACUUGACACUCGUGACAAAAUCAGCUGUGCGCGCCGUGGUACCCGCACAUCCAGCAGCACAUCCCGUUGAUAACUGGGAGUCGACGAGGGAGAGAGAACACCAAGUGGAUCCACAGGCGUUAUAAUCAUAACGCAACUGGAAAAGGAAAAAGAAGAAAAUCUUCCAGGGAAAGGGGGAGUUUUGUAUUCCACAGAGGGGGGAAAAAAUGGGACAUUUGGGGAAUUCAUCCAGUCUCCGGUCUCCAGUCGUCUCCACAUUAAAGUGGAGCGGAGCUCUCGGGCGCGCUGCCGGACCUCUGCUGCGCCUCGGCGCGCUCCGCGAAGCAUCAACCCCACAAUGAUAGCAGCUCGGCUCUAACUAUGGGCGCGCACAUCCUGGAGUCCAACUCCAGCGCCAACCUGACGCCCGCGGUGUCCGAGGCUGGGAUCGUGCUGCCGGGCUACCUGGUGGUGAUCUUCUCGGUCCUCAUGGUGACUCUGGUGAUCGUGGUGGUGGCCGGGAACGCGCUGGUCAUCAUGGCUUUUAUCGUGGAUAAAACUCUGAGGAAUCAGAGCAAUUACUUCUUUCUGAACCUCGCCAUCUCCGAUUUUCUCGUGGGUGCUUUCUGCAUCCCAGUGUACAUCCCCUACAACCUGACUGGCAGGUGGAUGCUGGGGAAGGGGCUCUGCAAAGUCUGGCUGGUCAUGGACUACCUGCUCUGCUCCGCCUCUGUCUUCAACAUUGUCCUCAUUAGUUAUGACCGCUUCCUGUCAGUCACCAGGGCAGUUAAAUACAGAGCGCAGAGGAACAUCACCCGCCAGGCGGUGCUGAAGAUGGUGGCGGUCUGGCUGCUGGCGUUCCUCCUUUACGGCCCCGCGAUCAUCUUCUGGGAGGCCAUCGUGGGCCAGAGCGUAGUCCCGGCCCACGAGUGCUACGCAGAGUUUUAUUUCACUUGGUACUUCCUGCUCAGCGCUUCGACCUUCGAGUUCUUCACACCGUUCGUGUCGGUGGCCUUCUUCAACCUCAGCAUCUACCUUAACAUCCACCGGAGGAACAAGAGCGGGAACGGCGGUGCCGAGGACGAGGCCAAGCCGCAGAGGAAGCCCAAGAAGCACAGAGACGGCGCGGGGGCCUGGUCCGUGUUUUUCGUCAAGACUCGGAAGGUGACCUCCAGCGAGCCUGCUGCUAUCUCGGCGGUCAUAGAGGACGAUGACAUUCUGUCGCCCUCCUCCAGCGGCUGCCCUGACACCAGUCAGAUUUUUGUGCAGAGGGAGAAGUUCUCUCCUCACCGGAAAAACUCCAGGCUGUUUCAGCACACGGCUUCCUGCAUGGCGCCGGGCCGGAGAGCUCCCGGAUCCCGCCUUUCCCGAGACAAAAAGAUCGCCAAGUCGCUGGCUAUCAUCGUCUGUAUUUUUGGGAUAUGCUGGGCUCCGUACACUCUGCUCAUGAUCAUCCGCGCCGCCUGUGGCGGCGAAUGUGUGGCGCACUACUGGUAUGAGAUCACGUUCUGGCUCCUGUGGCUGAACUCGGCCAUCAAUCCGUUCCUGUACCCUUUGUGCCACAGCAGCUUCCGAAGAGCUUUCUCUAAGAUACUGUGUCCUAAGAGGCAGUCGGUGCAGCCUCAAAUCGAGGUUCAGUCUUGCUAGAUGAACUCAGCUGCACAGCCAUAUUUGAAGAAUGCAGUUAGUGUUUGAUGGUCAUACACUGUAAAAACUCAUACAAUGUUCUUCCACGAAAAAAAGGUUUCAAACCAAGAAGGCGUGUUUGCAUUUAAAGGGAUAGUUUGGCUCUUACCCUUGAAUAGGCAGGUGUCGUAUCUAUUGGUGGGUGACAUGGACUUAAAAUUUUAUCACGAUAUUUUGUGAUACUAUUGCAAUAAUGAUGCAAGGUAUUACAGGGCACUGCGUAGCUGUGACUGCAUGACACAUCAGUUGUAUUUCCACAAUGCAAACGCUGCUUUUGAAAAACCAUUUUUAAUGCGCUUCUUUAGGAUACCAGUCGCUAAACUUCACACAACUGCUUAAUUUUUUCAAAUUUAUUGACAUUUGUUGACACUCUCUCAUCAGACAAACAGUAUAGAAAAUAGUGAAUUUAACAAUCUGACAAUAGAGACAGCUUGGUUUUUUUUCUUAAGCAUCAUUAAUUGGAAUUUGUCAUGACGACAAAUCAAAAUGCUUAUAAAUAAUUUAUCAUGGUGAAAGACGAACGAUGCGCUAGAUGCACACCUCUUGUCAUAUUGUGAAGAAAUCCUAAAAGUAAUGAACGGCUAACAGCUAAUCUGACCCGCUUGCUAUUUCAGCCGUAGUUACCAAUUUAAAACGACUCAAACCAAAAAUAACAUUUCUACAGGAUACAGCACGAGAUUAGUGGAUAUUGCAUGUGUAUAUUUUUUCAGGAGACCGUUGGUUGCUGUUUAAUUAGCUGAACAUCUUCUGUGUAAUUACGCUAAAGCUACGUUAGCAUAAACUGCUGGCUGUUUCCCUUCUCACCAGCCGCGUACUGUCCGUUUGCUUUUUUCUCUGUCGAGGGGAAAGUAACGUUUUGGAUUAUCUGUCUGGCUGUUUUGUGCAACUACUGUAUAUCACAACAGUUUCAAAUUUAUAUAAGUGUCCGGAGUAACAACGACAUUGCCUAUAGCUAGGAAAACAGCACCGAACCUAAGGUUGAUAUCGGCUAGUACCGUGUUGUAUCCCACGGACAAGAGUUGAUUUUAGUUUGAGCUCUUUUAACUCAUCCAGAACCAACUGAGCCGUGUUGUUAUUUGUAACAGUUUCCUUUCCUGUGACAGAAAAAUGUCAAAUUGCAACAACUUUGUCGAGAACCGGAUUCUUCAUCGCAAAGGAAGGUUAUUAGUUAGUAAAGCGCGACUGCUUUAUUGCUAUUAUUUUUGUCUUUCCUUCCCGAACUGCCUCAAACUUUUUAUGAUAAAUCUUUGUUCAAUAGGGAAAGAAACUGCUGUGAACAACAACCUUGCUGCAUUUCAAGGCACCCAAGCUAUCCCUUUAAGCGAGAAUUGCCAGGACACAUUUGACAGCAAUACGACGAUGCAGAACAGUCUGGAACAUGUUGAUAACGCCGGAGUAGUGGAGUGGAGUCCCACUGAAUCUGCAUCAGUAGGUAUAAUUUGUCUUGAUGAGAGUGCCCUCAAGAGCCAGUGUCGCAUCUUUUAUUUAAGCGCUGCAAAACGUUGGUUUCAAAAUGUAUGUAAACCUUCAGUGUAACCAGAUCGAGAUGGAUUAAUGUGGUUUGGGCUUCGGGAACUUAAUGUGCUAAAAAGCUGUGAGGUGAUGAUUUAUGUAGCCAGGUAGUCGGUGAUUACCAUCAUUAGUCCAGGUUAUUACAUUAGGCCUCCUGUGCAGCACAUAAAAAUGAUAAAUUGGUGUCUGUCUGAAUAGAAGCAACCAGAAAGACUUAGACGUCGUCUUUUUUUUUUUCUUUUAAGACGGAAAACCUCUCAUUUGUGUCAGGCUAAUAAGAAAUAAGGACGUAAGGGUUUUUUAAUGAUUUACAACUCUGGCUGCAAAACGCCUCCUUUUUCCUUUACCUUCUCGAAUCCAUAGACGAGAAAUCUCUAGCAUAUGCCUUCAAAAAGCCAAUUUAAGCUUUUCAUCGUGCAGCAAUAGAAUUACUAAUGCUCAAGUCCUCAAACAUCAAAGCACAAGAGGAACCGACUGCUGGCUGUCUUUUCUAUCGCUCGUCUUACGUUGCCUACACUACGUUUAUAUUUAAAUGAAGCUGUUGUUGAUGUCAAUAAUGUCACGAUGAAAUGGAAAAACAAGAUUAAACCCUUUGUUCACUCAGACCUGUUCAAGACAAACCUUUGCCUCGUCGCAUAGAGUGAGACCUAAAUGUCAGAUACUGCUAAUAUCGUGGAGACUCGUGUCUGGGGACUGCGGGAUGUUUUGCUCUGAUAUAGAGCGUGUGGCUCUCUGGACCCAAUAGACGAUGACUCAUCUUGAAGUUUUGUCUGUUUUGCUGAAUAAUAAGGAAUCCUUUGUGUGUGACCUGUUGGUUUUUCUCUAAAUCUGGCCAGAGGUUAACAGACAAUCAUCAUGGUUGUAAAUAUCAUCUUCGUUUUGAGCUUUUAGUGAUUUAUGUAAACAGUUUUUGCUUUAAGGUUGGAAUGAAGACACAACUUCAAACAUUUCUUGAGAACAAGUGGUAUUUAAUCCACACAGACGAGUCUGUGUUUGUUUCGACUCCAGUCAGAUUGAGGGUCUAGGUAAUCUUUAUAAAAAUGCCAACAUGUUUCUUUUGAAGCAGUACCAACGUUUUGAAGCAUCCUCAGGCCAUUAGGGCACUCCUUCAUGUCAAUGAAUGGGCAGAAUCCCAACUCAAAUCAACUAAUCUGUAAUACAGGAUCUAAUCUGUAGACGACGCUACAGGUUAGGGUGAUGGCAAGGAGGUCUUUCAACCUCAGAGACUUGCAGCUCAUCACCAAAGAUAAAUGGUCAAAUUACCAACAGAAACAUCCGUAAAGCUGCCCGGCAGCUGUCAACUAGAAUUUUCACAUCACAUUUUUAAAUUACGCAAUAAAAUUGGAUUUUCUAAUAUCGUUUUGUGUUUUUAGAAAUGUCUGUCAUUCCCCAUCACAGACAUCUUGAAUGAAAAAAAAUGUAUUUUUUUUAACCAGCAUGUCCAAGGGUAUUCACAUUCACUCUUGGUACUAUUUGAUCAAAUAUCCCUUAGCAUCCACAUGCCUUUUGGUUUCCAUCAACAAACUGUUUAUGGCUCUAGCUGGAUAUUUGAGCGCCGUUUCCAGCGGUAUUGAUAAAGUUUUUACAAGUUUUGCCAUGCCUGGCUUUUAUUUCCUUCAGAUUUCUAACAAAGCUGAGGUCAGGGCUUGAUGUUUCCUGUUUUAGCCAUACCUAAACUCAUUUUGACGUAGGUUUGGGAUCAUUGUCCUACUAAAACAACCAGACUGAGUCAACGUUUCUACUGUCUCGUCUUGAUGCCAAACAGGAUUUAAAGAUAAAGAUGAAAUUUUUUUUUGUCUUUCUCCUUAGUCCAGCCACUUUCUGUAACCACUGUGGGCAAAACAGUCCCACAGCAUGAGGCCAGCAUUGUGCAUGACGGUACCGUAUUCUUCAAUUUGAAAGAAUCGCAUUGAGUUUUGCAGACAUUCACUUUCCCCCUCUCCCUGGAAGCCUAGUAGCUCAUUCUCAGUCUUUGCCUGGUCAUAAAACUUUUCUCUAGAAGCUCAGUUCUAUCAACUCUCUUUGGAGCAGGGGUUUAUUGUCUGGUCAGCACAUUCUCUCACUCCAUGGCAACAUAAAGGUUGUUUCACUUCUGCUGCCUUUCCUCUGUUUGCAAAUUACAACAAACUUGAGCUUUUGUGGUGCUCCCCAUUUUCUGGAUAAUUUAUUUUAUUAUUUUUAUUUUUUUUACCAUUUAUUUUAUCUGACGGUGACAUUUUGUACAAUAUUUGUUAAAACUUGAUCACAUUUAGGUCUUCCAACAUACCAAUAAUCCCAAACAAACAAUCUGGUUUUACAGCUGUUAAAGUGGGCUGACAUUUAGCUUUUGAAUGGGCCUUUUUAAUAUCACAUACUCUAUUGUAAAAACAACCAGUUGAAAUUAACUACUAAUCCAGAUUAUUUCCAUGCUAAAUUUUGCAAGAAAUCUAAGAAAAUAUGCAAUUUAUUGAUUGUUCUUUGCUGUGGCAAUACCUAUUGGGAACAAAUGCUGUCCUGUUAGAAAGUCUUUUUUUAUUAUUAUUUGGAUGGUGCCACGCUUCAAUGAAAAUGCAUUUGUGGUCUGAGUGAAAGAACAAUCCAAUCCUGUCUGCUUAUGCCAAAGAGAUUAUUCUGCUGCUAACACUAUUUUAAAAGACAGCGUUUGCUCCGUUGGUAAGACGAUGUCUGCCAAUAGUUCCUGAGUCUCAUCUCGAUGUGGUUUUGCACUGCGAUUUCCUCCAGUGAUAACAAACCUUGUUUUUCACCCACACUGUCGCACCGCUGCCUCCACCAGCAGCUGUUUGGCUUCGGAAGAGAGGAUUUGGACACAAUCGACUCUGCCGCUCAACAUAAAAAGGCAUUCUCUUACAAAUCUGUAACACCAUUUCCGAUUUUCAAGCUCUAUUCCCAAAUCUGUGUUGUUCCAAUAGAGAAAUAAUCAACCAAAUUAAAAUUCCCUCAUCCUUUGUGCUUAAGUUAAAUAAUUAAACCUGUAUUUAUACAGUUUUUCUCAGUUUAUGACAGCGUAGAGAUUUUAGUCUUCACCAUGUGCCAUGUCUGUUCCUGUUUAUAAAUAUCACUGAAGCUGUUUGGUGGGUAAUCAUUUCAUUCUGGAAAUGAAAAUGCUUUAUGCAUCCUUGAGAGAGCAAAAUUAAUGUGAAACAUUCAUAUUAUUGAGGAGUGAAUGGAUAAUUUUGACCCUGAAUGUCCAAUUCACUAAAGACCAUCUGGCUCAAAUUUGAUGCACCACCAUUUGUUCAAAAGGCUUCAUAUUUGAGAUAACUCGUAUUUAAAACGUACUGUCUGUCUUCGGCCUUUAUCGGACCUGCCGAUUGAGUUGCUUCUCUUCUCUGGACUUUUUAUAUAUUAUGCAACAACGUCGGGGUUGAAAUUCUUCAUAUCCAUACCAACUCAGUUAAGCCGAAAUGUUAAAAUAACCAGCUUACAGGAAAGAUUUGAAGCCACAUGUUUUAUAUUUUUGUUCAAAAGCUAUACUGGAUCUUUAAAGCUGAAUUUUAAUUUUAAUUUCGUUUAGGUAUGAUGCUCAAGUUCAGAAGUAAAUUUGGUUCUCUUACAAGAAGAUAAACAAGUCAAACGAGUUCCAGCGAAUAAAGUCGUCUCUCAUGCAAUAUGACGUCCAUUUUAUUUUCUUAUUCUGAUUUCCUAUUUUUGAAAUGCAUUUCUUUGACAGCCUGUCACUUUAAGAAAGAAAUCUCUACCCACAUUUGGCAAACACACACAUCCACAUCUGUCACACACACACACACACACACCCAACCAGUCAAAACGUCAUGCUGCUGAUCUUCAUAGAGCUCAAUGUUUUCCAUGGCAUUUAAAAAAAGCAACACAUUUUUCGCUUUCACAUUUAUUUCCUAAAAAUAUUUGAGGGGCAAGCAAAUCCCCACACGGCGACGUGACAGCGGCGACUCACAACCACCCAGCAGGACAGCAGUGAAAAAUCACACAAAUUGGUGAGAAGUGGCUGAAGGAACAUUCGGCACCUAAACCCCACAGAUAGGAUCUCGAUGGGGUCAGAUGCCACUCGUGUGAUGAAGGCCCAGUUCCCAAAACAACAACAACAAAAAAUCCCUGACCUAAAACCCCCAGAGACCAGAGGAAAUCACGUUCAUGUUGCAGUGCCAGACACUCCAGGACGCCCCCGCAUGUUUUCUGUCCAUACCUUCACGAGUCUCGACUGUUUAUGGGAGAGCCACUAAAUAUUAUGUGAGUGGCCAGAAAGGCAUCCAAGUUUCUCCGUGUUUGUAGCACCAAAAAAAUACUGACCUGAAUUUGGAUUUAGGAGUUGCAUCUGUAGAGAUAGGCUGGAAAAAAAUAAAAACAUUUGCACUGAUACUGGCUAGAUUUGGAGCCCAGCGUGCGGUGAAGGAAGUAUUUUGAAAUGCUCUUGAAAUAUUGAGUCAGAUUACAAAAUCGGAUAUAACGAUGUCAGGAGGGCACUUAAAACGCCAGAAAACUCAGCAUGGGUUGUCAUGAAGCAUGAAUAUUCAUGCUGCCUCGGUUACUUUCUCUACAAAAGAACAGAGAGAGCUUGGUUACUUGAAAAGGACAAACAAAAAGAGGGUGAAUAUAAUUUGUUCACGUAGACGAAAAUAAAUUAAAAAAAAAUAGAAAGAUUAGAUAAGACGCAGAUUUGCUCGCCUUAUCUUACUCAAAGACAAAUCGGUGAAAGGCAAAUAUUUGUGUUGCAUCUUCACUGCUGCCGAAACAUGCCGAGAAAGAAAAAUGUAAAGACUUUACAGCAUAUCUAAACCUUACUUCAUAUCCGUCUUUAGUUAGUUUGUUUGGGUCCGCAGAUUAAAGGGGUGUUAUCAUGUAUUCUCCAGGCUCAUAGUGUCAUUUAAUAGCACAAUCAAGUAACUAUGUUACCUUAAGUUGUUAUAUAAAUUGUGUGUAUAUCAAAAAUAAUUUAAGGGAAAUUUGACUCUUUGAGUUUGGCUUUUGUCUCUUUAAGAAGCUCCUACGCUUUCCGAGGCUCCACCUUCAUCACGCCAUCGCAACAGUUCUUCUCAUUAAGCUGUCAACAACCAUUUGAAGUAGUUUAUGCGAGUAGCUCAGCAGACGCGCAGGUCCUCCAGGUGUUUGCUAAUUGCUGCUGCCGCUAGUCUGGAGGAGCUGAAUGGGGGAGCGGUGGGAGAGGGGAGCUCUGUGAGGCGGACGCUCCAAGGAGGAGCUCCGUGGAAAUGGGUGGCGCUCAGUGGGAGCAAGCGUUUUGUGCAGCUGAAUGGAGACUCAAGGAUUCCUUAGACGUGCGUGAAAGCAUCAAACCGACUCUUCAGGUUUUUGACGAGGGAACAACAUCAGAACAUGAUAUGUAAAACUCUACUUUACAUAAUGCUUCUCCUCCCUUUUGAAGAAAGUGAAAACACAUUAGAUCAAACAUGGAGACUCAAAUCUUCAGGCUGUCAUGAUUGUGACCCAGUGAGACUCCAGCGCAGGCAACAAUCAUGGACACCAAGAGACAGCUUGACAGGUUAAUUGGUAAAACGUGUACAGUGAGAUGAUUCUUACAGGUUGACGGCUGCAGCGCAGGACAGCAUUAGGAGGGGGAGGUAAAAGGCGUCUGAGAUCUGAGAUGACUCAGAUUGAUUUUGGAAUUAGAUGGG